UAAGAAAUCGAUAUUUUUAAAAAUUGCAAGAACAUCGAUGCACCGAAAGUGCCAUCGUUGUUUCUCCACCACUAGUAAACUAAACAUAAUUGUUUGCCUAGCCCAAAUUAUUGUAAAAUGGAAGAAAAUGAGACCACGUCGGACACGCGGAAUGACGUCGCGAAUGGCGAUGAUGACGCCACAUACCAGCAUAAAUUUGAGCUGCUCCAGAACAAUAUGCGCAAAAUGGAGAACGAAUAUAAUACGCAGAGAGCGAAAAUGAAGGAGCUCUAUAUGCAGAAGGAGACAGAGCGGAAGCAAUUACAAGAUGAAUUGGAUGAGCUCAAGACUACCGUCAUGGUUGCUGACCUCAAGUCCGAGAACGAAAUGCAAUUAAAGGAUAUACGGGCGCAGGAAGAGAUCUCGUCACUUCAGCAGCUGGUUCAGGAUACAAUCGAGGAGACGGCAACGUACAAAGCUGAGUUGGAGCGAAUCAAACUGGAACAGUUACGCCAGCAGCAGCUACAACUUCAGCAAAUGCAGCAGCCAGUAGAGGCGUCUGGUGGCUUGGCGCCACAUGUUUUGAAUCAGGUGAAAAAGACACUGGGAUCUGUCCGCAAAUUGGGCAGCGAUUCAUUAAACAACAGCUUUCAACAACAAGAGCCACCCGAGGGGAGUGCGCGAAGCGCACCUAAAAAUAAUGUCAAGCAAUAUGCUUCAGAGGAUGCGGAAAUGAUGCAUUCAAUAGUUGAACAACUGCAAGAAGAAAUGAAAGCGCUAAAAGAAAAAUUACGCGAAACGGACGAACAGUUGCAGGCAAAAUCCUUGGCAACAGAGGACAAGGAGGAAGCGUCAGCAAGAAUAGUCGCUGACGAGGAUGCCGCAGAUGCCAUACACAAGUCCACAUCAACUGAUUUGCUGGCCACCAAUUGUAAUUCCUGCAGGACACUGGAACAGCGUUCGGAAGAGUUGAGUGCACAAGUCAAGCAGCAGCAAAAACAACUGGAUGCCAUACAAAAACAACUUGUUGAAUCACGUGAACAGUUAAGCAAGGAGGCUGCACUGCGCAAUGAUCUGGAGAAUCAAUGGCAAACGAAGCGAGAGGCUCAUAAGAGCGAAGUACAAAACCUGCGAGAGCAAUCCAAAAAUAAUGAACUACAACUUUUGAACAUGCAACAAAAGUUCCUGGAGACGAAGGAGGAUGUGAUGCGGCAACUGCAGCGUGUCACAGACGAUCGGGAGAGAGUUAAUCAGCAGCUGGAAACACUGCAGGCUGACAAUGAUUUCCUAUCCGGUCGCUAUCUGGCGACAUCAGAAGAAAUUGAGAAUCAAUACAUAAAUCUCCCAAAUACUGUUGUCGAACUGCAGGAGCUAAUGCUGCGUCAGCAGAGCGAGUUGAUCCAGGCUCGUGUCAGCAGCGAAUUUGAGAAACAAAAGUGCGUCACUUCGCUCGAUGAGAUUCAAAUACUCCGUGCUCAACUCGACGAGGCCAACAAUGAGAGGCGUGCCUAUAAGCGCAAAGUGCAAUUAGAUAUUAAGUCACUGCAAGAUCGUGUUACGGAACAUUUGGUCGCCGUGCAAUCGCAUGAAUCAUCAAAAACUCUGUUGGAGCGCAAAGAGGCUGAACUAAACAAGCAGUUGUCGGAGUGCCGUGUUGAGAUUAUAGAACUGCAGGAUGCCAAUGAAAAACUAGGAAAAACCAAUUCAGACUACAAGUCAAAGAUUAAGACCCUGCAAGAGGAGUUGUCCACAAUGGAAACGGUGCAAAAGGAUUUCGUUAAAUUGUCGCAAACGCUUCAGAUGUCCCUGGAGGAGUUGCGACAUGCGGACACCGAGGUGCGUUGGCAGGACGACGAUGACGUGAACAAUUGCCCCACAUGUAAUGCAUAUUUUACGGUGAUGGUGCGAAAGAUCCAUUGCCGGCAUUGCGGACACAUCUACUGCGAUAAAUGUCUAACGAAAACGGUGCCAUCGGGACCACGGAAACGUGUCGCUCGUGUUUGUGAUAUCUGUCACACGUUGCUCACGCCAAACACUGCUCCUUACUUUAGUCACGAGCCGCAGCAGUCAAACUAGUCGGCUCCCAGCUCAGCAAGUUGGGUGGCAGUGCGAAGCGUCACUAUUUAUUUUGUUCUUGCGUAUAUAUGUACUGUGUACUAUAAUUAAUCGUUUACUUUGAUCAUUUAUUUGUUCCCGUUGUAACACUAAACGGCGUCAUAUCCCGAAAGAGUCGCAAAAUAGCGUCAAUAUUGCAAUCAUUGUAAAGAUGUAACGAUGUAACUCAGUCCUCUAGUUUAACUAUACCCUCUUUUUUAAUGUGUGUCGAGUUAGCUCUUUUUUUGUAGGUAAGUUUCCAUUAUUGAAUUUAGCGCAAGCAAAGCAAAAAAUACUUAUAUAUAUAUAUGAAAAAAUCAAUGAAUAAAAUCGUUAUGUACACGCAUUGUGUGGGGUUCUCUA
This is a messenger RNA of Drosophila albomicans, 2436 nucleotides long. RefSeq names its product rab GTPase-binding effector protein 1 (gene Rbpn-5). Gene Ontology annotation, cellular component: intracellular membrane-bounded organelle. Gene Ontology annotation, molecular function: GTPase activator activity; metal ion binding. The transcript has 6 exons. Gene Ontology annotation, biological process: endocytosis. The record is from RefSeq and is a predicted model, not a curated record. Lineage: Eukaryota; Metazoa; Arthropoda; Insecta; Diptera; Drosophilidae. Bases 118 to 2055 code for a protein of 645 amino acids.